Molecule: messenger RNA, 1433 nt
Organism: Juglans microcarpa x Juglans regia
Lineage: Eukaryota; Viridiplantae; Streptophyta; Magnoliopsida; Fagales; Juglandaceae
Product: putative anthocyanidin reductase
Exons: 5
Coding region: 204-1250 (348 amino acids)
Molecular function (GO): oxidoreductase activity, acting on the CH-OH group of donors, NAD or NADP as acceptor
Source: RefSeq, a predicted model, not a curated record
UAAAUACAGUAAACCCGCACAACAUAAUCUCCACCUGAACAUAAUCCUCUCUCCCUCUUCCUCUCUAACGAUCCAGUACUGCCAGCUUCGAAGGGGGUGAUUUAUUAGCUUAAGAAACGCUAUACUUUUCUCUGUUGAAACACGCCCCCGGUUCCGUUAGGUUGCUGACCUGAAAAUUGAGAAAAGGAGUACUGGGAAUCAAAAUGGAGAACGGUUACAUGAGUACUAGAGUCUGCGUCACUGGAGGUUCUGGAUAUGUUGGUUCCUGGCUUGUUAAAAUGCUUCUGGAGAAAGGUUAUACUGUCCAUGCAACGCUGAGGAACUUGGGUGACACAUCGAAAGUAGAUCUCCUAAAGUCCUUCCCUGACGCAGACAGCAGAUUAGUGCUAUUUCAAGCCGAUAUUUACAAUCCCUCUGAGUUUGAACCUGCUAUUAAAGGCUGCGAAUAUGUCUUUCACGUGGCCACCCCGAUGCUACAUAACGCCCAAAGCUCCCAGUACAAGGAUACACCCGAAGCUGCUGUUGCCUCUGUCAGGAUCAUCGCGGAUUCAUGUAUUCGGUCACAAACCGUCAAGCGACUCAUCUACACUGCCUCUUUCAUGGCUUCAUCACCAUUGACGGAAGAUGGAGUUUCUUUUAAAUCUUGCAUGGAUGAAUCGUGCUGGACACCUCUUGAUCAUAUCCCAGCCCUUCACGCUAGUGAUAUUACACCGGGAUACACUAAGUCAAAGAUAUUAGCAGAGAAAGAGGCUCUGAAGUAUAAUGAAUACGAGAACGGCAAGCUUGAAGUUGUAACACUUCCUUGUGGCCUAGUGGCAGGAGAAACUCUUCUUCCAUAUGUACCUACAAGUGUGGAAGUACUUCUAUCACUACUCACAGGAAACUUGUCCCCCUUAAAUGUGUUAAAGUUACUGCAAAAAGUUUGGGGUGCAAUCUUUCUUGUACACGUUGAAGAUGUUUGUCGAGCACACAUCUUCUGCAUGGAAAAUCCAUCCAUGAAAGGUAGAUUCCUCUGUGCUGCUUACAAUCCAACCAUCAGAGAAAUUGCAGUUUACUUUCAGGAAAAGUUUCCGGAAUACCAGAUUCCAAAAGAAUUCCUGGAAGGACCAAUUAAAGGAGUCGGAUGGGAUUCUGCAAAGCUGAAAAAAAUGGGUUUCGAGUAUACAUACGACGAGGGAAAGAUAUUGGCUGACAGUGUGGCCUGUGGAAGAAGACUUGGAGCUCUAGCUAAAGUUAAUAAUUCUAUUUAAAAAACUUUACACCAUACACAAUUUAUGUAACAUAAUUUGAUUUGAAAGAUCAAUUUUAAAAAUUUAAAUAUUACAAAUCAAAUUAUGUUAUAUAUAUAAUGUGUGGUGUAAAUGCUUUCAAAUAAUAUUAUUCGUUUAGAAUAAUUCUUCUUGGGUGCAUAUAAGACUUGUCUAGCUAUAUAU